Oppiella nova is the source of this 926-nucleotide messenger RNA. The record is from the annotation of a GenBank genome assembly. Lineage: Eukaryota; Metazoa; Arthropoda; Arachnida; Sarcoptiformes; Oppiidae.
GCAGAAUAAAAAUCAAUAAAAUGUAUUUUUGUUUUGAUUUUCAUUUUGUGUCGCAUUCAUACACAUAAUGCAAUGCUUUCGUACAGAAUCUAUUGGUAAAUAAAUAUCUUGACUUUUUUCAUAACUUGUGUAUUACAUAACUUUGAGUGAAGUUUUCAAAACUCAGCAUAUAUUCAUAAUAAAAACUGUGUUCAUUACAUGAACAUAUAAUGGGUUUUGAGAUGACCAGGUUUGAAUUACUAAUGGAACCGAAAGAGUAUUACAGAAAUGGCGAUCGAGUUAACUGUAUGUUAAUCAUAGAAUUAGUGGGACUUUUGAAAUGCAAACACAUAUUCAUUACAGCCAUCGGUGAAGUGAUCGCUCUGUUUCCCGAACAAGCUCGUGACCUUGGUACCACUCGGUUCAUGUCCAUUCCACUCAAUCUAAGAGAUUUAGUAAGAAAUGAUGUGUUGAAGACAGGUCUCUAUCGGAUUCCCUUUGACUUUUAUUUGCAAAAUGCAUAUUUGCCGACAUUUAAAGUGAGAAACGGCAGCAUUUCAUACUAUGUGGAGACAAUCGUCGACGACCAACUGUUUUAUGAAAUUAAUUACACCACAAGACAAGAGUUUAAUGUCAAAACACAUUCAAAUAGACCCGUGGCAUCCGUACGGGAAAAGUUGAUCCGCUUUUUUGGUAUAAAAAUAGGUGCCGUCCGGUUGUCCGCACAUAUGGACCGAAACAGAUACUUUUGCGGCGAAAUAAUAAACAUCAACUUUCAUAUGAAUAACCGGUCCUCAAAAACAAUACGCUUUUUGCCGCAAAUGGUUAGGCGGACAGCCUUUAAGAAAAAAUACAUAUAUCUGGAGAGUCAGGAACUGAUUGCCAGUAAUUAUGCCGAUCCCUGUCUAGAGAACAGUUCCCAAUCGGACAUUGUAUUCAUUCCCAUA